AUGCUAAAAAUUUUAGUACCAACCAUUAUACUUCUCCCCAUAGCCUGAACUAUUCCCUUUCACCAACUCUGACCUACCGCCCUCCUCUACAGCCUCACCAUCGCAUUUAUAAGCCUGACAUGACUGAAAACCACCACCGAAGCCGGCUGAGCCUUCCUCAGUCCCUACAUGGCUACAGAUCCUUUAUCAACCCCCCUGCUUGUCCUUACUUGCUGACUUCUGCCCCUAAUAAUUCUAGCCAGCCAAAACCACAUAUCCGCCGAGCCUCAAAACCGCCAACGUACAUAUAUCUCCCUACUUACAUCUCUUCAAAUCUUCCUUAUUAUAGCAUUCGGCGCCACAGAGAUAAUCAUGUUUUACCUUAUAUUUGAGGCCACCCUCAUCCCCACCCUCAUCAUUAUUACUCGCUGAGGUAACCAGGCUGAACGCCUUAACGCUGGCACCUAUUUCUUAUUUUAUACAUUAGCAGGCUCUCUCCCCUUGCUUAUCGCACUCCUUCUCCUACAAAACUCAGCAGGCACCCUUUCUCUUCUAACCCUCCAAUAUAAAACCCCCAUACAACUCUUCACCUACGCCGACAAACUAUGAUGAACAAGCUGUUUACUAGCAUUCCUAGUAAAAACCCCCCUUUACGGGAUUCACCUCUGGCUCCCUAAAGCUCAUGUCGAAGCGCCAAUUGCCGGCUCAAUGAUUCUAGCCGCCGUCCUUCUAAAACUAGGCGGUUACGGUAUAAUUCGCAUUAUGUCCCUCCUUGAACCCCUCAGCAAAGAACUUUGCUACCCCUUCCUGAUCUUUGCCCUCUGAGGAGUAAUCAUAACUGCCUCAACCUGCCUCCGGCAGCCCGACCUCAAAUCCCUAAUUGCCUACUCAUCUGUUAGCCACAUAGGCCUCGUUACAGCAGGCAUCCUCAUCCAAACACCUUGAGGACUGACCGGGGCUCUAAUCCUAAUAAUCGCUCACGGCCUCACAUCCUCCGCCUUAUUCUGCUUGGCCAACACAAAUUAUGAACGCACCCAUAGUCGAACAAUGAUCCUAGCGCGAGGCCUACAGACCGCCAUCCCCUUGAUAACCACAUGAUGAUUCAUUGCUAGCCUAGCCAAUCUUGGCCUUCCCCCUCUACCUAAUUUAAUAGGAGAAUUAAUAAUUAUCACCGCUCUUUUUAACUGGUCUAAAUGAACUCUGCUAUUCACAGGAGCCGGAACCUUAAUCACAGCCAGCUACUCCCUCUAUAUGUUCCUAGUCACACAACAAGGACCACUCCCACCCCACAUUAUUGCGCUAGACCCCACCCACUCACGAGAACACCUUCUAAUGGCUCUCCACCUAAUCCCUCUGCUCCUCCUCAUUACCAAGCCCGAACUGCUCUGAGGGUGAACCGCUU
Messenger RNA from Melanotaenia boesemani (Boeseman's rainbowfish), 1381 nucleotides. Lineage: Eukaryota; Metazoa; Chordata; Actinopteri; Atheriniformes; Melanotaeniidae. The record is from the annotation of a RefSeq genome assembly.